Molecule: messenger RNA, 180 nt
Organism: Dentiscutata erythropus
Lineage: Eukaryota; Fungi; Glomeromycota; Glomeromycetes; Diversisporales; Gigasporaceae
Source: the annotation of a GenBank genome assembly
AUGUUAUGUGACAUUUUUGGCUUCACUGGAUGUGAAUCAGUAUUGGGAAAUGUGCAUGCAGCAUUUUUGGAUAAGUUUUUCGUGACGUUGGAACUUGCGUUGCCAUCAACGCUUCCAUUUUGUGAAUUUUGUUUGGGUUGCUUUUUAAAUAAAGUGGAUGGGUUUUUAAACGAAUUCUGA